This is a messenger RNA of Pangasianodon hypophthalmus (striped catfish), 1949 nucleotides long. RefSeq names its product DnaJ (Hsp40) homolog, subfamily C, member 9 (gene dnajc9). The record is from RefSeq and is a predicted model, not a curated record. Lineage: Eukaryota; Metazoa; Chordata; Actinopteri; Siluriformes; Pangasiidae. Gene Ontology annotation, cellular component: cytoplasm; nucleus. Gene Ontology annotation, molecular function: heat shock protein binding. The transcript is spliced from 6 exons. The coding region runs from base 282 to 1040 and encodes 252 amino acids.
UCAUCAUUCAACACCAGCAGCCACAUUUUGUGACACGAACCAACACCAGCAUACAUUUUGUAAUAUUCUGACAUUUUUGUAGCUAUGUAGUGCUUUAUAGUGGUUGUUCCCGCCGCCUUAUUUUGUUGUACCCCUAGCGCCCUAGGUAGGGAGUGUAGUGUGGUUUGUAACGCGCCCUUUUCUCGAGCGCGCGGUAAAUUUUGCUGCGUUUGUGCUGCUGGUUUUGUAAAAACGUCAGGAAAGGCCUUCAUACAAAGUUAGAUCCUUGUUCUGUGGGACCCAUGGGUUUGUUACAGCAAUGUGCCGAGCUCUUCAACACAUCCAACCUUUAUGAGGUGCUCUGUGUGGCGAAGGAGGCAUCGGAUGCAGAGCUGCGACGUGGUUACUAUAAACUCUCCCUGCAGGUUCAUCCAGACAGAGCACCUGGUGACGAACAGGCCACCAUCAAGUUUCAGGUACUAGGAAAAGUCUAUGCUGUGUUGAGCGACAAGGACCAAAGAGCUGUGUAUGAUGAGCAGGGUGUAGUAGAUGAAGAGUUGGAUUCACUCAACCAAGACCGCAACUGGGAAGAACAUUGGAGAAGGCUGUUUCCAAAGAUAACUUUGCAGGACAUAAUUGACUUUGAGAAGCAGUAUAAGGAUUCGGAGGAAGAGAAGCAGGACCUAAAGAAGCUCUACCUGCUGCAUGAGGGAGACAUGGACCGCAUCAUGGAGUCAGCACUGUGCAGCAGUCAUGACGACGAGCCUCGUGUGCGGAACAUCCUGCAACAAGCCAUAGAUGAUAAAGAUGUGCCAGUCUACAGAGUCUUUACUCAUGAAAGUGCCAAGAAAAAGGCCACCCGCAGGAGGAAGGCAGAGAAAGAGCAGCAAGAGGCUGAGGAGCUCCAAAGAGAGAUGGGGCUGAGUACAGAGGAUAGCCUAGUGGCCAUGAUCCAGCGAAGACAGAAGUCCAAAGAAAAAGAUUUUAACUCGUUCAUCUCAGAUCUAGAGGCCAAGUACUGCAAGAAGUCUUCCAAGGGAAAGAAGGCGAAGAAAAACUGAAAUAUGCAAAUAUGAAACAGGCAGUUGCUUGUAUUGGGUGUUGUUGUGUCACCUUACUGCUUUCCACACUUUGGACAGAAAAUUACAACCAUCUUUUAGAGCCCAAGGUUUCAUGAUUGGAACUGGACUCCCGGAAAAGCCUACAGGAAGGCAGUGACUGUCUUCUAUUUGUAUAUUUUUCUUCAGUUGCUGUUGGGGCUGCACCAAUUCCAUACUGCAUAUCUGUAUUAGACCAAUAUAAGAAUUAAAUUGAAUCCACCACUGAUUAAAAUUUUGCCAUAUAUGUUUAUAUAGGUUGUAAACACUGACACAACUGAUGUUAACUAAUACAAUUUGACUCUUGAGUGUCAAUAUAUUUAUGGGAUUGUUCCAAAUCAUGCCUGCAAUAUUUCAUGUUACUUGGCAGCAGUGGCUUGUAGAAAGCAGGCUCAGUUACUGUGAGGGUUUUAGUAUUAGAUAAUUAGAGUUCCGAUAUUGAUGUGGUCAAACUUGGAAUGCAUAGUAUUCUGGUGCAUCUCUAUUUGCUAUGCAUGUUUCUUUAUUCUCUACAAGCAGAGCUCCUCCUCGCUGUACAACAUAAAAACCCUGAAUAAGUAAUUUAAUGAACAGUUGUAGGUACUGUACUAUGGCCACUUGAUUAUGUUCAGUUAUAUGACAAGUAGAAAAUAGUCCCUGUAUUACAUAUGUAUAACACAGGCAUGCAUGAAUGAGGGCAAGUGUGUGUAACACCAAAACAUUCAUUUGUAUUUUUGUUCAACAUGGAUGACAAUUUAAUUUAAAAAUGUAGACAAUGAUGAGUUCAGAAUUAUCCUAGCUUUCUGUCAGCAAUUCUUUAUUCACUUUUUGUGGCACUUGUACAUAUAUUGUUUUGGACAAAGUCUAAAUGUAAUAAAUGUUACUUUUUUUUCA